Molecule: messenger RNA, 6523 nt
Organism: Melospiza georgiana
Lineage: Eukaryota; Metazoa; Chordata; Aves; Passeriformes; Passerellidae
Gene: MRPL22
Product: mitochondrial ribosomal protein L22
Exons: 7
Coding region: 26-661 (211 amino acids)
Biological process (GO): ribosome assembly; translation
Cellular component (GO): mitochondrial large ribosomal subunit; ribosome
Molecular function (GO): structural constituent of ribosome
Source: RefSeq, a predicted model, not a curated record
GCUGCCGCAAAGCGCGGCCGGGAAGAUGGCGGCGCGCUGGGCGCUGGGCGCGGGUGCUGCCUGGGCGCGGGGUCUCCUCAGCUGGGCACGGCCAGAGAGGUUGCUGCCAUGUGGGAGCCUCUUGCCUCUGUCCUGCAUCCACACCAGCACAUUCCUGCAGAAAAUUGGGAAGUGGGAGAAGAAGAACAGGAUUGUUUACCCUCCCCAGCUGCCUGGAGAGCCUCGCAGACCGGCUGAAAUAUAUCACUGUCGGAGGGAAAUAAAAUACAGCAAAGAUAAGAUGUGGUACCUGGCAAAACUGAUAAAAGGAAUGUCCAUUGAUCAGGCUCUUGCUCAGCUGGAAUUCAGUGACAAAAAGGGAGCAAAGGUCAUCAAAGAGGUUCUGUUAGAAGCACAGGAAAUGGCUGUAAGAAAGCACAAUGUGGAAUUCAAAUCAAACUUACACAUAGCGGAGUCGCAGACGGGCAGGGGCCGCUACGUGAAGCGCCUGCGGUGCCACGGCAAGGGCAUGUUUGGCAUGAUGAAAAUCAGCAGGUGCCACUACUUUGUGAAGCUGGUGGAAGGUCCUCCUCCUCCCCCAGAGCCACCAAGGACUGGCUUUGACCAAGCAAAGGAAUACGUGCAGCAGCUGAGGAACAGAACCCUGGUCCACACACUGUGACUCACUUUAGUGGCUGUAGAGGUGUCUCUUGUUGGGCAAUGUAAUUGUGUGAAGGAAUCAUUAAAGGCAUGGUUUAAUUAUAUCUUUGGUGCUGCUGGAGCUGGGUGAUGUGAGAAAAAUCAUGGGUUUUUCCUUAUUUGUCAAGUCAAGGGUAUGGAAAAAUCUUGGAGCAGCAGAUGUUACUUUUUCUGAGUUUCUUGGACCACAGCAUUCAAGCUCAACUCUGAACUGUCAAAUUUAAUACAUAUGGUGCUGUUAUAAAGCUUGGUGUCUGCUGUGGAUGGUGAGACUUUUAGUGUAAAACUCUGUGCUUGACAGUCAUGUUGCAAGAUCAAACCUCAAACUAAAAUUUGACAUCUUAAAGUAGUUACAACAUUGGAAAAAAACAAGUAACAGUGGACAAAAGCAAAUAAUACUGUCUCAGAAUAUCAGACAUCAAUUUUUGGCUUAUCUGGGCUGUAACAGCCUUCAUUGUGUGUCUUGGGAAUUGUGUCUGGGAGAGAGAAAUAAAAAAAUCCUUGGAAGUUCAGGCUCUGACAGUCAGUAGGUGGCAAUAUUUAGUUUGUCACAGAGGAGGUGGCAGUGAAAACUUCCAGAAUGGUCAAACUCUUUUGGAUUUUGCCCAUGGCAUUAAUAAUCUGAUACAGGCAUGGAGUUCAUGCUGCUCUCUCUGGCAAUUCAUUGUGGGUAACAGGCAAAAUAUGGAGAAAAGCUUAAUUCUGCAUAAAGCUUAAUUCAAUGCAUAAUUCUGCAUUGUCUGGAAACAAAUUGCUUUUGAAACAUUGAGGAAAGUGAAAGACUCCAUGGAUUUCAUAUGGAAUGGCUUGUUGCAUGUACAAAUCAACCUUUCAGUUCUCUGAAAACAAUCCCAUUUUUAUCAUUACUUUUUUGAAGAGAAGAAGACUGAGAUUGAUAGGGGGAAUCUCAUUUCACUCAAGUCAAAUUUUCAAAUCAAGAUAGUCAGAAUUGAUGGACAUCAAAACAGAAUGAGCAGCUGCUUGUACAUGCAAAUGUCUGAUAUUUGGACCUUUCUUUUCCAUUCUGGUAACAUUGGAGUGGGUGAUAGCUUGCUUACCUUACUUGAGUCUUUUUACUGCAACAACUCAUGGUAGCUUUUCUUACAUGUGUUUACUUUGGUCAGUAUUGGCUGAUGGGAAACGGAAAGUUCCUGUAAGGAAACAAAUUAUUUUUAUUGUCUUGACAAAGGCUGGAACAGAGUGAUUUCUUUUGGCUACCAAAGAAAGAGUUCCAUGAUGUUUAGAAGCACAUUGAGAGCUCAGUACCAUUAAUAGGGCCCUAUUUGCAAUCUGGCUCUCUGCAGUGCUGGUUCUCUUUCAAACACAUUUCUUGCUGUAAAACCACGAUUUAGUAACUUGCCUGAAAGGUGUGUUCUGAUAAAACUCUAUCUCUGCAGUCCCUGAUGUGUGUUUGAAGAAGUGUUUCUGUUGUACUGUGAUAAACAGCUGUGCUUGGCUCUGCCAGCUGCCCUUGCACUCCUCUGUCAGAGUGAAUCUCUUACAAGUUGUGGCAGAUUUGAAUUGUUUAUAAUCUUUUUGGGGAUGACUGAUCUGGGAGAAGACUGAAGAAUUGCAAAAUAAUCCAAGUUUAAUAAGCACUCAUAUAUAUUACACUUAGACACAUGUAAAUAUCUAAAACCUGGCUUUAGGUAUUUUAUUCCAGUACCUAUUUCUCCUGCAUGCUGUAGAUUUUGCUUCAGAUCCUUUCUGGACCUCCAGAGAAGGCUGUAUCCUUAGAGAUAUCAUUACUGUGGUUAUGAAUCCACAGACAUAGAGAGAAGUGAGAAGAUUUAUUUUCCAGCUCCUUUUAUGAUUUGCGGGUGGCCCUGAAAGUCCUUUAAACAAACAGACCUGGGCUUUAAAUAUUUUCAGUUAAAAAGCAAGGUUGUUGCUUCUUGUUUUCUUCUUCAAGACAGUAAGUGGGAAAACUCAUUUUUGGCAUGUUUUUAGUAUUCUUCUGUGCCUUGGUAGCAUUUUCUGCUGUCUUAAACAUGCAUAAUCCAGAGCUGAUCUUUAUGGUGCAGGCUAAGGAAGCUCCACAGCUGUGUCUGUGCCAGGAGUGAUGGGGUGAGGUGAGGAGCUGGCUGGGUCCCUGCCUUUCCCUGGUAAGGUGGUGAGAAUGUCUGGAGUGGUUUCUGUGCUAGGUCCAUCAGAAUGCUGGGAACUGAACCUUUUCCAGCUCAGUAAGUUGUAGUGACACAGCUUUAUACUGGCAAGUACUACAUAUAAUUGUAUAUUUAUAAACUUUAGAGGUUUGAUUCUACUGUGCUUUCAUGGUAAUUACAGUACAUCUGCACCUCAGUUAGGUGUUUGGUACAGAUUCAGACACAAAUUUCCGUGCUGACUGCAAUAAGCCUUUAGCAGAUCAUUUAUUAUAAAAGAAUGUUUUAAAGUGAACUGUCACCAGAAGGGAUGGAGAGGCAGUGAGGACUCUGCUUGGUGCUGAUUUCAUGAGUAACAUCUGGGGGCACUGUAAACUCAGCAUGGUGGGUGUUUGUGCUGCUGGUACAGAAACAGCAGAAGGAGCAAGUCCAUGUGAAGGUGUGAGGCUUCAGGGAAAUAUGAAGAGAGCAAUGUGAGAUUUAACUGAGGAGAAACUUGUAAACCUGCUGUUGGGCUUGUUCAUAAACAUUUUGAAGUAUCCAGUGAGAAGAUAGAAGUACUUUAGUCAGGCAGCCUGAUAUCUUUAUGGAUGUGUGUCAUUGGUUGUUUUUUUCCUUUUUAAGACUUCUGGGCAGUUAUUAAUGAAGUGGUUCAUCAGAGGUAGAGUAAGAAAGGCUCAUGAUUGUAGUUAUAAAAUGAUCCUCGUCCUUUUUUAAACAUGGAAGAUAAAUGAGAGUGUGAGAGUCAGUGACAGGACAGUUUGGUACUGCUGGUUGUGGGCAGGUGUGUGCUGGGAGCUGCUGUGCUGAGCUGGGCUGCACUAGGGCUCAGCUGGUACCUGGGCACUGACAGGUGUGUUCAGUGGCACAGGUGACAGGUGUGUUCAGUGACACAGGUGUGCUCAGUGACACAGGUGUGCCCAGUGGCACAGGUGACAGGUGUGUUCAGUGACACAGGUGACAGCUGUGCCCAGUGACACAGCUGUGCCCAGUGACACAGCUGUGCCCAGUGACACAGGUGACAGCUGUGCCCAGUGACACAGCUGUGCCCAGUGACACAGCUGUGCCCAGUGACACAGGUGUGCCCAGUGACACAGGUGACAACUGUGCCCAGUGCUUCAGCUGUGUUGCUGUACCUGCAGUGAACUUGCUUCGACCAAGGAUGUGCAGUACAAACCCUGUGAUUCCCUGUUGGCACAAGCUGGAGCUGUGUGACACUCCUGUGCUGUCACUUGGGAAAUCCUUCAGUCACUGGAGUGGAGGAGCAAUAGGAGUCACUGCUUCCUGCCAGUCCCUAUGAGAAUCCACUGCUGGGAUGCUGGAGAGUAAUUUGCAAACACAAUUCUGCUUUGAGUAGGAAUAAGGUUACUCCUAAUGUCCUCAGUGAACCACAGAACCUGAGUGUGACAUUCCGCAGCAUAUGAGCUACAGUCCUGCUGAAAAAGGCCCUACUUCAGGCUCUUCAAAGAACAAGCCUUUAUUGCUGAAUGACAUCUAUCCAGCAGCACUUCAGCCAUGUAAUUUAAAAUAAUUAAAAGCUGAACAAAGUAAGGGACUGUAAUGGCAGAAAUAAACACACAAGUUGCUGUUUGCUGGAGCCUUACAUGGUAAAAAGGACUUGAGGAGAAAGUUUCAGGACUGACUUUUGAGUACUCAGACUGAAGUAAGGAGCAAGAUAUCUCUUGGGAAUAGUCAGUGAAUGCAGAGCUCAUUUUGUAUUUACUCUGUAACAUCAACACUCUCUGCUUGUCUCAAGGAAGUUGUACAUUAGUACAGAGGGCAGGCUGCCAUUGAAGGGAACAAGCCAAGGAGAAAUUAGACAUUCUUGGGCAAAUUAGACAUUCACCUCAGGAGUAUUAGAUGAGGAAAUUAACCUAAAAGUCUACACUUGGAAACAAUGACAAAAUGUGGGGCAGAGCAUCAGAAUAACUUCUGGAUGUGUGGGUGGUGCCUGUGUGUACUGCACAGCAGUGCAGCCACCAAGGGCUGUGUGCUAAAGGACCUGUGGCACCCAUGAUCCAGCUCUCAGGGCUGUGCUGUUUGCACUCCUUUACUGCUAGGAAUUUGUCUGCUAUGUGGGUGACAAUUUCCUAUCCUAAUAGAAAAGUUGCAAACCAGUUUUUUGUCUUCCGUUAUUAAUCAAACUGAUGCCAGCUAAGAGUGGAGUAGAGGCAUUUUUACAUGCUGUUGUGGGAAACUCCAUCCAUGUGUGCAGCUAAUAAGCUGGGAAAUGUGUCUACAACUCUCCUAUUGAUUAUCACCUUCAGAGCAGAUAAACAUGGGUCCUUACUGUAUGCUGGCUGUGUAAAUUGAAACUUUAUUUAAAUGGAAGCAGAGUGAGAUGCCCUGCACUGGGCCAGUACAGGAUUGCUGUUCAAAACCAGCUCCUCUAGAUGCCAAAUUCCUUCCUUUCUUUUUUCCCCCCUUAAGAUUCCCAACAGUGCAUUAAGAUGAACUCAGUAGUUAGUAAAUUUUCCCCUGUGUAUUUUACAAGCUCAAGGUUAUGGGCUAGAACAAGCAGUGUCAUGCUAUAAAUCAGGUGUAAUGGAACAGCUUGGGAGAGUGCACAGGAGUUCUUCCCCUCACACUGUGCUUGUCCAAAACCUCUGAAGGGAGAGCUGGCACCAGCCCAGAAACCCCCACAAGUGUCUGAUUAAAUAAUUAAUAAUAAUUACUAAAUAAUUAUUUAAUUAUGCUAGUGCUGCUGCCCUCUCUCUUGACAGGUGAACGUGGCAAGACAAUUUUCAUUCUUUAGACCAAGGUGUAUCUAGAGAAAUUUGAGUGUGAAACAACCAGAACUAAGGUUCCCUUAGAAGGGGAAGGUGGAUUCCAAAGUCAGUGAAGAGAUGGGACAAAAUUGUUUGGAACUUGGAUUUACUUUGGGCUGACUGGAGUCAAGAGCAAGAAUCAGAAGUCUGGUGCAGUUACACCUCUCUCACCUCCAAAAGUCAGUGGAAAUUUCUGAGAUCAAGGCAAUACCAGCUCAACUAUUGGCUGAGUAGCCAGAAGUGUCUGCAUUUGUCUCUGUAUGUCACACUUCACAGCAGAGAUUCCCAGCUGUUCUCAUCAGGUCCGAGGUGUUUCAGAGCUACUCUUCAUUUUUCUUUUGCUCUUAUUAUCUGUCUCUUUAGGGGGCCUGUACUCACUGCUUUUGUGGGGAUGGAUGCUUGGAAAGCAAUUAUUGUUCAUCUCCUCCAUCUGCUCUGAUGCUGGAUAUGCCUGUCUUUUUGAAGGCUUUCAGAAUCUGUGCUGGGAAUGCAUUUCUCUUCCUAGUGUUGAGAGAUUUGUAUUUUUAAUGGCUAUUUGUUUUAUCUAUCACAUGCUAGAUUUAUUCACUUGAUAAUCUCUCAACAACAUGGGCGAUCUUCUCGUGUCCUGCUCUAGCAGCAUGCAGGGGUUUUAUUCAUGGAGCAGUUUGGCUUUGGGCUGAGAGAGCCAUGAGAGGUGAACCCUGCUGUGUGCUGAGUGUGCUCACCAGCCCAGAGCAGCAGGGGCUUGCAGGGAGCUGCAGCUGCUCUCAGGAUGCUGCUCUUAGAAGCUUUCUUUACACAUGUAAUGUUUGAGUAAGUUACUAUGUGGUGCAUGGCUUUCCUUCCCAGAGCGUGCCCUUCUUUAAUGUGAUUUCUUGCUGAUAAUUCUUGAUGGAAUUUUUGCAAUGAUUCCCUGUCCUCAGUUAACCACUUCUGGGUGUCUUAGGAGUUCUUUUUUAUAUCUGUCUGCUUUGAUAAAAAACAAAGGCAUCA